Lagopus leucura (white-tailed ptarmigan) is the source of this 1030-nucleotide messenger RNA. RefSeq lists its product as uncharacterized. The record is from RefSeq and is a predicted model, not a curated record. Lineage: Eukaryota; Metazoa; Chordata; Aves; Galliformes; Phasianidae. The transcript is spliced from 2 exons. Bases 78 to 686 code for a protein of 202 amino acids.
UGCACUCUUUACAGCUCACACCACCCCUCCACCAGGGACAGGAUUUUACGGCUGUGCCAGCCUGGCCAACCUGUGGGAUGAGGAACCACGUGCACAGUGAGCCCCAACCUACUGCAGCCAGGGCCAGGAGCACAGUCCUCAGCCAGCACCCAAGGGAGCACCAUGCCCUCAGAAGGUGCUGCUCCUGCCUUUUGCCCUGCAUGGCAGCACAGCAUUUACCACAGGCCUGCAUGCACCAGGCCCAGUGUUUUGCUGCAUACAUACGAGCAGCUCCUGGAGAACAGCUGAACAGUCAGGUGGCAAAACCUGAGAAAAGUCUGCGCCUCAGUGGGGAUGAACCAAUGAAAACCCCACACAACCAGAGCUGUGCAGGACAGCAAAGAGACACUGAGCCACCACCGCAAGCGGUGGGAGACUGGGAACCCCGAGAGGGUGAGCAGAAAGCAAAGAGAUGGACCAGACGAAGACAGAGGUAUUUAAAUGCAGCAAGGGGUACGAAGAAGUGCAUCGGCUGCUCCUACCCACAGCACCCAAAGCAAAGCAACGCCGCCCACAUUCGCGAUGCGGUGCCACCAGCCGUUGCCGAAUGCAAGAGAUGGCACAGGCGGAUGCGAGAUGCAGUGAAACGCUCCAAGGUUUGCUUUGAAGGUUACAUGAACCGUUUGUUUCGGUGGAUAAUUGCUUGAGUAAAGCUUUAGAAAAGAAGUGACGGAUUAAUACGUUUUCCAAUAAGCUAUGACUUAUUUUAUUCUUUACUCAUCACCGCCCCCCCGAAGAACCCAACCAUUUUGUAUUGAUGCAGUGCGGGUUUCAGGUCAGGAGUCGGGGCAUGUGAGGAAGCAGUGCACUGGCACAGGACAGGCAGCUGUGCUCUGAGCAAAAGCAUUCCUUUGGUACUGCCAGAGUUCUGCUCUAGGCCUUUAUUUUGGGGAUUAUAAAUAAACUGCUACACAGACAAGUCAGAAAAGAAGAAAAUUAGGAAGAAAUAUCUACUUUGCACAGUCAAAUUACCACAAAUUACUGUUCUGAU